This is a messenger RNA of Acanthochromis polyacanthus (spiny chromis), 2385 nucleotides long. RefSeq names its product low affinity immunoglobulin gamma Fc region receptor III-A-like. The transcript is spliced from 5 exons. The coding region runs from base 52 to 894 and encodes 280 amino acids. NCBI's taxonomy places the organism in Eukaryota, Metazoa, Chordata, Actinopteri, Pomacentridae. Gene Ontology annotation, molecular function: transmembrane signaling receptor activity. Gene Ontology annotation, biological process: cell surface receptor signaling pathway. The record is from RefSeq and is a predicted model, not a curated record.
CCCAAAUAACAAAGAUUCAGGAGCAGAUAUUAAAAACGAGUCUUGCUCUACAUGACACAGCUUCAGCAGAAGUUUAUUUUUGCAUCGACAUUAUCUGACAGUCACCGAGGAAGAGGACGGUCUAACCUACAUUUUACUUCGACUUUAUCUCAGGCUGAUGUUCAGUCAGUCAUCAUGGAGGACACAGCGCUCUGCAUCCGACUGUUGAGGAAUGUGUUGCUGGUUGCACAAUUUCACCUUCAUUGUGCCCAAGAUGUAUUCUUUGCUCAGAUCGUUCCAAGCAGACUGCAGCUCUUUGAACACAGCGCCCUCUACAUUAACUGUGAGGGAUUCAACACCUCGACUGGAUGGACCGUCCUGAGAAAGACAAAGGGAAAAGUCAGCACAUGUGUCUCCGGCUGGUCGUCCAUCUGCACCAUCAAACCAGCAUUUCUAAGCGACAGUGGAGAAUACUGGUGUGAAGGUGGAGGAGAGAGAAGCAACGCUGUCAACAUCACCGUCACAGAUGGAGCUGUGAUCCUGGAGAGUCCAGUUCUUCCUGUGAUGGAGGGAGGGAAUGUGACUCUGCGUUGUCAGACUAAAAUGACCUCUUCAGCCCACACAGCUGACUUCUUUAAAGAUGGUCGACACAUCGGCACCAGCACCACAGAAGAGAUGAUCAUUGGCAGAGUUUCCACGUCUGAUGAAGGACUCUACAGCUGCAGCAUCUCAGAAUUUGGAGAAUCGCCACAGAGCUGGUUGACUGUCAGAGCACUUUACAGAGCAACUCCCCAGUCUUCAAACCAGUCCUGCCAAAUCUACCGGCUCUUACGGACAGUUUUCAUCAUAGUGAUGUUGGUUCUGCUGCUGGUGGAGGUGGGACUCCUUCACUGGGGGAAACAUAGACUGACAUAGAAGUUGCAUUUAGUAUUCUACCAAAUAGUGAGACUUUAGCAAAUAGCCUCUGCUGUAUGUUGGUUACUAAUAUCCUUCUACCUAGCUGGCAAAGAACGUUCCUACAACAUCUGACAACUUUACCUGCAAGUUUUACAGAAAAUGUUCGAAUCAAAGAUUCAAAUAUCAUUUUAAGAAUAUUCUAAUUUCCAGUAAUGUUCCGGUAAAGUUAAAAUAAUGUUUGAAUGUCAACAUUCAGAGGAUGUUGUCAGGAACACUGAUGGUGUUCUAUGAUGACAAAGAAAGAAUGUUUUCUGGAUGUUAUCAAGGCCUCGGGUUAUUUUAAUAAGACAUUAACAAAGGUGGAACAUUCUGCCUGCAAUGUUCUGAGGAUGUUUUUGAGGGAACACAUUAUCGAAUGUUCCAUGAUGAUAAAGGAAGAACGUUCUCAAAAUGACAUUGAAAAAAUGUUCUCCAGAUGUUGCUGAGGCCUCAGAUGAGAAAAUGUUUUUAAUACAGGUUGUUUUGAAAUGUUCCUCUAGUGUUCUAACUUAAAGGUGAACAUUUUGCUUUUUCCUAGAGGGAACACAUUAUAAAGCAUUCUUCGGUAACACGUUCCCCAGUAAUAACAAAGGAAGGAUACUGUCACAACAUUCAAACAUUUUCAAGACAUUUUUGAAAUCUCAGAUGACACAACGUUCUUUAUGAGACGUUCUUGUACUGCGAUAUACUGACAAAGACUAUGUAAUGUAAUGUUCUCAGGAUGUUUUGAGGAUAUGGUUGAGGGAAACACUUUAGAAAACGUUCAUACAAUGUUACAACAACAAAAGGAAGAAUGUUCUCAGUGAAGCAUUCGGUUUUGAGAAUGUUAGGGCACCACAGUCCAACAAUGUGAACAAACAUUUAUAGAACAUCUUUCUACCUUCUGGGAAUGAAAGGAAAACAUACCACAGAAAGUAUUAACAGGACUCUGAGCUCUUUCUCAGAACAUUUUCUUCAUUCUCUCCAGUAUGUCCAUCGUUUUAGGCAUCUGUGGAGGACAGAUGACUGUGUUGUUCUUAUUUAUUAUAUUGGUUCUGACACAUUUUAAACUGUGAGAAAAACAAAAUGUGUGAAGGAAUAAACAGUUUGAAAAGUUUUCAGCCACAACAGUGACAGUGGUUUAAUAUCAGUCUGUCAGAAGAAGAAAACAGCAAAACAGAGAUUCAAGAGUUUUGCUAUAUAUCUUCUGUAUGUUUAACUGUAUCUUGAACUGGGUUUUGUUUUAGAUUUUAAAGAGGCUCAUAAUAAUGUAAGCUUCAUAGAAAUAAAACCCAUAAGAACAUAAAGAGAAAACAUUAAAGAGAUCUUCAGAAAAAGUUAUGUCACUGUUUUGCGUUAUAACAUCAAGAUUUUAAGAAAUAAGAAUUCAUUUUGUGUCAGAUUUUUCAAUGAGCCUAUAAAUGAAUAUACUUUACUGUAUUAAAAAUAUUAAUGAAGAUUCUCAAAGUUCAAUAAAGACAUUGGCAUUUA